AUGGCGCGCAGCCAGCUAUGCGGCGAACUCUCCCUUGCUCCUAACUGUCCAGCCAUCGUCGAAAAGAGACAAGACGACCAUGCGGACAUGUGGCCGAAUGAAGUCGAGACGGUCACUGCCACCUCAGUCGUAUGGACGGUCGAGGCCAUCACGAGCACUGUGACCACCCGCGUCUCUCAACCCAACACUUCCCAACCCGCCAGCACCGACAGCAAGACGUCCAGCUCUUCGAGUACAGCACGCUCUCGUAGCACUACACUUACUCAAACCUCCACAUCGGAACACCUUGGCCACUCCACCGAAACGACCUCCACCCAAUCUGCUUCAACCAAAUCAUCCUCCGCCAAAUCGUCCUCCGUCAAAUCGUCCUCUACCCAAGCGCCAACGAUGGCUACGUUAACCUACACCACCACCGUCUGGGUCGGUGAGACCACCACCACGGUCCUCGUGACCCGUUCCGCUACGGCCAACACCACAACGAUUCAGUCUGCAAGCCAGUCUGCAUCAUCGAGCAGCGGACGCGCUACGGUGUCGUAUGGGGAGUCGGGAGCAGGUACUAUCAAGCAUACCGGGGAGUGCACUGCGAUCUUUGUGCUGGGUGCCGUGGUGGCAUUAGCAGUUGGGAUCGGGGGAUUCUGGUUCUAAUAUGGACUUGUCUAGCGGACAUGGCUCGAAGAGUACACGUUUUAGCGGUGCAUUGCGCUAGGUGUUCGGAGGCGUAUAUAAGAGGCGAAACGGGGUUGCUCCGAUUACUUCCUUGAUAAUUCUCACUGGAUUAGGGUAGAGCGGGCUCCUUCCAGUUUCAAUUCUCUCGAUUUCCACUUACCAAGCUGAUUACCACUGUGUUCACCGCUUUUCCUACCUAUCGAUGUCUAUGAUCGUUUCCAGUUAAAGCAGGAGGAAAACUCUAUCC
This is a messenger RNA of Eremomyces bilateralis CBS 781.70, 913 nucleotides long. RefSeq lists its product as uncharacterized. The record is from RefSeq and is a predicted model, not a curated record. Bases 1 to 645 code for a protein of 214 amino acids. NCBI's taxonomy places the organism in Eukaryota, Fungi, Ascomycota, Dothideomycetes, Eremomycetales, Eremomycetaceae. The transcript is spliced from 3 exons.